GAGGUAAUAUGACUUCAUUUUAAGUCUGCAUUGACUGGCAACGUGGGUUUUGUUUAUUGGAAAAUACAUUAGGUUUACCAUUUUCUUACUAAUGGACAAAAAUCUAUCAUGAUUUCCUACUGAAAUAAAUAUACAAAACUAAAUUAUCAAUAUGUUAAUCUCUACAAUGUUGAAACAUAGUAGACAUGGGUCUUUUGGCUGCGUAAUGAGUCUGUGUCUCAUUUAUCUAGCUCAUUUCCUAUAACCUGGCCUUGCUGAUUCUACAGACAACAGCAGAAAGUAUUUAUCAGUAACUGUUUGUAUAUUAGAGAUCUGUUAAUCCCAGUAAAAUGACUUUAAUUUAAAGACAUAGUAUCAAUUCUUAGCUAUCAAAUUAACAUAACUGUAAAGCUGAUUAUUAUUUGUACUCUCCUAGGAAUUAUUCACCCUCACCCAAAGACAUUUAAUAAAUAGAAAUAGCAGUUUAUGAAAUGAAAUUUCUAUUAGGCUAACACAUGAAUCCAUGUACUCAUGUGGCACAUAGGUAUUCAUGAACAUUGUAGCAUAAUGGAGAAAUACUGGAGAAGGAAAGACAUGUUUCAGGAGAGACCCGACCAAGCUGCUACUGGACAAACAAAAGCCUCUUGGCACAUAACACUGGCCUCUGUGUAUGCUCAAUACAGAUUUCUGUCCUACAACUUUGCCGGCCUGCUGCAGCAUUUAUUGCUGCCAAAACAGACGCCAUCUGCUCUACAUUCUCACUUCGUGAGCAUUUAAAUCCUUUUUUUCUUUUUCCCCCACUGUGUUUCCAAAGUAUGAUUGGGAACAAGUCUGAGUGCUUAGCUUCUUUUCUUUUUUUAAAAAAAAUAUAUUUGUAUCUGUUUAGUGAUUAUAAAAAUGCCAGAUUGAGAGUACUGGAGUAUGAAAUCUGUUUAUUCACCAGCCAGGUACAGCAUAGGUAGCAGUAAAGCAGGCUUUCCUGCACCAUGCUGCCAACAUGUCCCCACGCCUAGAGGGAUCAUCUGUAGGGAUCAGGAAAAGAAGGCCUACACCAGCAUCACUAGUUAUUAUGAAUGAACACUCACCCCCAGAAAUAGAUGAGAAGAGAAAGAACAACUCACAAGGAGAAUCACAGAACGCCUCCCCUAAGCAGAGGAAGCAGAGUGUGUACGCUCCUCCUGCCAUCAAAGGCAGUGAACAGGCAGAUUCUAUUAAAUGUAAUGGUAAUCACCACUCCUCAGGCACCAUACAGCAGCAGAGAGUAACUGAGGCAGAUGAUCAGCUUAUGAAACCAAGGCGGAAAGAUACACCAUUUCAGCACCAAGCACCGUUUGUUCCAGGGGUUAAGCAUCUGAAAAGUCAGAAUGACUCAGCAUUCCCAGAGGAAGAAGAGGGUGUCAAUGAAAAAGAAGAAGAAUGGGACCAUUAAUUAGCAUUGGGCUUGUGUAAGAAAGGUUUAUGUGAAUAACUGAACUGCUAAACUUUCCAUACUUAACAUGGAAUUCCAUUGCUUGUGUUUCUGAAACAUUCUUCAUCUCACCACUCCAGGCACACAUUGCAGGAUGCUUUCUGGGGAGCAUUCCUUGACUGUAUUUUACAGCACCCUGCAAACUUGUCCUGUGAUACUUGUAACUGAAGAUAAACAUUUAUUUUACAGUCAUUUUUCUUUCCUUUUUUAUGACUUAAAAAUGUAAUUUGCAAACAUGUUAGUAAUCUAAUUUCAGUACUGCCUGAGCUUAAUUAUUGAAUGUGAUCUGUACUUCAAGACUUAUUGUAAAUAGUACCAAUUUAAA
This is a messenger RNA of Dermochelys coriacea (leatherback sea turtle), 1772 nucleotides long. It is a transcript of the gene PPP1R1C, whose product is annotated as protein phosphatase 1 regulatory inhibitor subunit 1C. The record is from RefSeq and is a predicted model, not a curated record. Lineage: Eukaryota; Metazoa; Chordata; Testudines; Dermochelyidae. Bases 977 to 1408 code for a protein of 143 amino acids. The transcript has 6 exons. Gene Ontology annotation, biological process: intracellular signal transduction. Gene Ontology annotation, cellular component: cytoplasm. Gene Ontology annotation, molecular function: protein phosphatase inhibitor activity.